AUGGACGACAGAACUGGCAAAGAUCGGGAUGAGAUCUGGGUAUCGAAACAAGUCUGGCGGGACCUGACUGAUCGGAACAUCCGUGAUGAUGCUGCGCUCAUGUCGAUCCCUCCCACCGUACACGAGCGCGUAGCGUUGGAAGAGCAAGAGCAGAUUGCGGAAGAAGAGGCUGUCACUGCUAAGUCGAACAUCACAAAGACUGGACUUGCGGCUGACUCGUGUCCCCAGGUUUCGCGAGCCAUGAGUGGCUGUGACCUCGAACCACUCCUGCGAAAUACCGCACAAAUGGCGCCCAAUGGAUAG
Messenger RNA from Alternaria arbusti, 303 nucleotides. RefSeq lists its product as uncharacterized. The transcript has 2 exons. The record is from RefSeq and is a predicted model, not a curated record. Lineage: Eukaryota; Fungi; Ascomycota; Dothideomycetes; Pleosporales; Pleosporaceae. Bases 1 to 303 code for a protein of 100 amino acids.